Messenger RNA from Saccoglossus kowalevskii, 2326 nucleotides. RefSeq lists its product as uncharacterized. Lineage: Eukaryota; Metazoa; Hemichordata; Enteropneusta; Harrimaniidae. The record is from RefSeq and is a predicted model, not a curated record.
CAAUGCAUGUACACACAUUUACUCCAACUCGGAAGAUGGCGGCGGUUGAUAACAGACAUGUCCGUUUUGAAUAUCCCCACAGGGCAGACGGGCAACAAGAUGUCCCCACCGAAGCAUUCAUACACAUCCAGAAGAAAAAGGUGUUGGAAGCAUAUAUACUAGCAUUGCCGUUUGGAUGGCUUGGCUUUCACCAUUUCUACUUGAAGCGACCUGGUUUCGGUCUACUUUAUUUCUUCACGUUCGGGUUGCUUGGAUUUGGGUGGAUUUUUGAUUGGUUCCGUAUCCCUUUCCUAGUGGAGGAAUGUAAUCGCCGAAUGCUGAGAGAAAGAAUACCAACUAGUACACCGAUGCCUCCACGAAAACGAUUAGACGACGCUUACAUACUUGCCUGUUGGCCAUUGGGAAUCCUAGGUUUACAUCACUACUAUCUCGAGCGCUAUGCAUGGGGGCUCGCCUACACGUUCACGCUAAGCUUUCUGGGUAUUGGAUGGAUUAUUGACAUUCUACGCAUGCCUUGGCUGGUGGAAUCUGUCAAUCUGGAUAUGCAGUACCGGUACAGCAGCGGACUGUUGUACAGAACUCCGAUGAAAUCUCUAUGUGACGCCUACAUACUCGGUGUACCGCUCGGAUGGUUAGGGCUUCAUCACUUUUAUCUAGAUCGUGUAGGUUUUGGCCUGGUGUAUUUCUUCACUUUUGGUUUAUGCGGUUUUGGCUGGUUGGUUGACUUGCUGCGAAUGCCCUGUUUAGUGGACGACACGAACCGACGAAUUGCCCGACCGGAUAACAAGAAAAGCCUGUGUGACGCUUACGUGCUAUGGUUCCCGUUUGGUAUCUUCGGAUUUCAUCAUUUCUACUUGAAUCGUCCGUGCUACGGCUUACUCUAUUUCUGUACUUUGGGUCUGUUCGGGAUUGGUUGGCUUAUUGAUUUUUGUCGACUUCCCUCACUGGUGAAAGAUAUUAACGAAAUGCUAGAGAGAAAGUAUCAGCUCUGUCGCAUGACCAAUGACCGAGACCCUAUUGCCAGCAACCAAUCUGGCGCAAGUGCGUAUCCAAGGCAACCACCGGGCAACUAUGGUAGCUUAGCGUCUGGUUCUCAAGGAGAUUAUGAAGGCUAUCAACCUGGAUACCCGCCAGCAGCCGUGAUGCCACAACCACCAUACCCAUAUGGGGCAUCCGAACGAAUGCCACAGCCACAAGACCCGUAUGCCAACAUGGCAGCACAGAUGCCACAGCCACAAGACCCGUAUGCCAACAUGGCAGCACAGAUGCCACAGCCACAGGACCCAUAUGCCAACAUGCCAGCCCCGCCGCCUUACACGGAGUUUCCAGUAGCCGGGCCAUCUACGCAACCUGUUCUCGAUGAAAAGCCUAGUAGUCGCCCUGAAAGUACUGUGCGUCCAACUGCACCUCCCCCACAAAAGAAUGACGAGGACUAUUAACUCGUGUCAGUUCAAGACAUCAACAACAUUAUUUACAUUUCUGGCACCAAAAAAAAAAACUGUGCAUGCUUGGUAGCCUACCCAUAGUGCAAUGGUCACAGCGAAGAGUGCAACAACAAAUUAAAUAAACGGGAUCGAACAGAAAAUGUGCCGGAUACACGUGAAGACAUUACGUACACCAACCUUGCUUACAUGCGGUGUAAUAGCAUACUCGUUUGAUUUCCCAAUAUUGACUUUAAUAGGAGUUUUGUUAAAAAAACAUUUUGGGUGAUUUUAUAGUCAGUUCAUUGUUGAUAGCCUCCACUCUAGAAUUAGACUGACCCAGCCAUGACAAUUUCAUUGCUUUAUUUUAUAUGAUGAUUGCUUGUAAUAUGAAUUUGUAAAAUCCCGGUUAUUGCUGCAAAAUGUAUACAAUUUGAAAGUGGAAAUUGAUUCAUUUUUAUACAUUUGAAUUAUUUUCUACAUGUUUCGUAUUAACUUAAACUAUAUGCCAUAUUCUUUAGACUAGAUUCCGUCUAUGAGACUUUGAAAAAUCUACGAAUAAGAAAAUUAGUGAAUCGACUUUUGUAAUGUUUUGUUAAGUCUGCGCAUGCAUACUCCCAUGAUAAUGUCUGACGUCAUGGAGACAGGCAAUAGGUGAUGACACAGAGUUCUUAUUUAACCAUGUAGUUACGCAGCGAUUCAGCAAGCAAUUCUUACAUGCUACCGAGUAAGGGCCAUAGCCCUAACUGUCUAGCUACUAGUAUUUUGAAUAGUUACUUAAGACAACGAUUACCGAAUAAUGUCGUUCUCCGAUGUACUCGGAGUGGCGGAACUCCAUACUUAUCUGGGGUACUUGUUUAAACAUGUACAUAUUGAAUAAAUGGCAUGGCUUCUUUUCUACCAAA